CAAUACACGGUUUUUUGACAUUCCACAUGAAAAUAAAAAAAAGUAAACCUUAAAUAUUUUGACAUGGGCCCUCAGCAGCCAGUCCCAAAUGAGUAAUCAACGUGAGCAUUUGUAGUUCCCAAUCAUUAUAAAUAAACAUUCAGAAAAGUUCAGUCGUAAGCAGAUAUGGUAGACUCUCCUAUAGAUAUUUUACCAGAUGAAGUGUUGGAAUUUAUUUUAUCGCUGAUUCCGCCUUACAAGGAUUUACACGAGUGUAUGGUAGUUUGUAGACGGUGGCGAAGAUGUGUUUUGAAUGUAGUGAAAAUAAAGCAACGAAAUCUGUACCGAGCCAUAAACGACUUCGACAUAAGAUGGGAGAGAUUAACGCCUCUAGACAUGGCCCCUACGAUACAGAAACGCUAUUCACACAAUGCGGUGGUUCAUGAAAACUCAAUGUUCAUUUUUGGAGGCUGCACUUGCACCAUGACCACUUACAAUGAUCUCUGGAGAUUGGAUUUAUCGAAACGUCAAUGGAUACGUCCCCUCGCCAUGGGCAACUACCCAUCUCCCAAAGCCUGCAGCUCUCUCGUUAAGCAUGGUGAUACUCUUAUACUAUUUGGGGGUUGGGCAUAUCCACCAUCUUAUCCACUUUAUCAAAGUUGGCACCUAUUCAAUGAACUUCAUGUUUACGAUAUAAUAGGGAAUCGUUGGACAUCUGUAACUACUUUGAAUACGCCACCCCCUGUUGCAGGUCACUCAGUAUCCAUUAUAGGGGAGUGGAUGAUUGUUUUUGGGGGACUGCAGAAGCCUUCCAAUGCUGUACACUGUGAAAAAUCAAAUGAAAUAUGGAAGUUGAAUUUGAAUUCUUGGUCGUGGCAUAAACAGGCAGUUGAAAGUGGCCCUAAACCAAAUGGACGAUUUGGACAAAUUCAAGUUGUUUUGGAUGAUGAAAACUUAUUAAUCUUAGGGGGCUCUGGGGGCCCGAAAUUUCAUUACUGUGAUUGCUGGCUGUUAAAUAUGUCUGGGGAUCUUUGGAGGUGGAAGAAAGUGGAAAUUAUUGGGAAAUGUAAUGAACCUUCAAAAAUGUGGAGCAUUCCAGGCUGUAAGAUAGGCGAUAAAAUUGUGAUGUUAAACAGGAUACAGGAGCCAGAAAUUUCACCAAUAGCAUACUAUCCUAAAAACACAUGGAACAUCGACAACAGGACUGUUCCUGAAGACGGACGUUCAGCUCGGAUAGAUCUUGCUUCUAGAAAUAAUGAUAAGGACGAGAACGUUAAUGGAAAGCGUGGCACUCUAAGGAAUUCCAAAAGGGAGGCAGAAGACGAAGAACCUGUGGUAGUUACAGGUGGAAAUUUAGGCAGGGAAAACAUCAGGAUAAACUGUCUUCCAGGAUCUUCAGGUAUCAAUUUGGCUGCUUUCAAUGUUGAGGGAAGUCGGCGCACACAAGAAUCAGAUAAAAUUAGAGAAAAGCGUCUGGCUAACCUACUCAAAGUCGAGGAAAAUCUCACCAAAGGCGCAUUCAAAAGAGAGAAGAAAACACACUUUUUGGGGCUGUACGUCUUGGACAUCUCCCAGGUUUUGGCGAAUGGAAACAUAGCAACGUGGAUACCACCAAAGAAAUUGAAGAAUGGACCAGAAGAAAAAAUUUUGUACACCUUGGUUAAGGGAAAGUCAGAAUUGAUUAUGUUUGGGGGGAUACAGAAAGAUUUCAAUUCGUUAGGGUUUUCAAAGAAUCUGAGUAGCCAGAUUUCCAACACGUUGCACUUUAUUACAGCACCUAGCUACGUUAUUUGAAGGGCUACAGACGUUUUUAUUGUGCCAUUUUCGUUUUCGAAGUGUUCCUCGGAGUUCAUUUAAUCCCACGGAUUAAAUGUUUAUUUUAAUUUUUUAUAUACUCAAUGUACAAGGCAGGUGAAAUGUAAAGGAAUGAGAUCUUGUGAUUUAGUUAUAAUUAAGUCAGCGAUUUUCAGCAAAAGAUUUUUAUUUUUCUUUUCAUUCCGCUUUAGAGCUAACAUUUCACCUAUUUAUUGGUACCAGUUAUUUACCUAAUUUAUUUUGAAAUAAAAUUUCGGACAAUUU
This is a messenger RNA of Leptinotarsa decemlineata (Colorado potato beetle), 2058 nucleotides long. RefSeq names its product F-box protein 42. Gene Ontology annotation, molecular function: protein binding; ubiquitin-like ligase-substrate adaptor activity. The record is from RefSeq and is a predicted model, not a curated record. Gene Ontology annotation, cellular component: SCF ubiquitin ligase complex. Lineage: Eukaryota; Metazoa; Arthropoda; Insecta; Coleoptera; Chrysomelidae.